CACUCACCAGUGGGUGAAAUAUGGAGAUGGUCACCUAUGAUGACGAAUCUGAGAUGUCUAUGGUAUAUGAAAACUUCCACGAUGCCACAGUCAGGAAUGAUGCAUUAAAGAGCCGCUCUGGAGAAGACAGUAACGUUCCAGCUGCACCUGGAAUAAAACUGUACAGACUGGUUGCUGUGAGCUUCGGACUCCUGUGUAUCCUGCAAGCGACUCUCAACAUUUCCCUCCGUCUUGCUCUCUAUACUGAAGCCACAUGUAAAAACCUGACUGAAGAGAGAGAUGAUCUGGAGAGGAAGCUGAAAACCUCUGAUACUGAAGCCAGAUGUAAAAACCUGACUGAAGAGAGAGAUGAUCUGGAGAGGAAGCUGAAAACCUCUGUUUCACAGCGCGAUUCCCUGACUGAAGAGAGAGAUGAGUUGAAGAGGAUCAACUCUGAUACUGAAGCCAGAUGUAAAACCCUGACUGAAGAGAGAGAUGAUCUGGAGAGGAAGCUGAAAACCUUUGGAUGGGUGUAUUUCAGCGAUAGAGUCUAUUACAUUUCUUCUACCAAGAAAACCUGGCAAGACAGUAGAAAUGACUGUCUUCAGAAAGGUGCAGACCUGAUGAUUAUCAACAGCAAAGAAGAACAGGAUUUCACGAGACAGUUGAAGGAUAAUGUGUGGAUUGGACUCACUGACAGAGAGACAGAGGGGACAUGGAAAUGGGUUGAUGGGACUCCACUGACAACAAGCUACUGGGCGAAGAAUGAGCCUAGCAAGGGUUUCCUUGGACAAAGAGAAGACUGUGGAGAAGUGAUGUUGCAUCAAAUGAAAGAAAACUGGAAUGAUAAAUUAUGUGAUGAACCAAACUUCUGGAUCUGUGAAAUGAACAUGAUUUUUUAGGUGUAAACAUUGUUUUCAGAUUGGUCGGCUUUGUGUGGAUGCUGUUACUGUGCUGCAGGGAAAGUGGCCACAUACAGGAACAGAUGUCCAACUGUGGUCACUGCUUUGUUUGCAAAAGAUAAUGCAAAGAAUAAUGAAGAGUGUAAUGUAUU
Messenger RNA from Seriola dumerili (greater amberjack), 1033 nucleotides. Its product is annotated as CD209 antigen-like protein E. Gene Ontology annotation, molecular function: signaling receptor activity. NCBI's taxonomy places the organism in Eukaryota, Metazoa, Chordata, Actinopteri, Carangiformes, Carangidae. Bases 21 to 881 code for a protein of 286 amino acids. The record is from RefSeq and is a predicted model, not a curated record. The transcript has 9 exons.